UUGUUUAAAAACCAGCCUGACGUGCAUUUCUUUCCUUCAAAAUAACGCAUUUCUCUGCCAUCAGCUACCAUGGCUAUAUUAACGUCCUCACACUUGCAGCGUUUCCUGUCUGCCUUCAUGAUGGUCGCAGCGCUGAUCGGUGCCGUCAGCGCGGGAGGUUUGUACGGAGGCUUCGGCCGAGGUUUCGGUGGAGGCUUUGGCGGCUUCGGCCGAGGCUUCGGAGGAUAUGGUGGAGGUUUCGGCCGAGGCUUCGGAGGUUUUGGCGGAGGCUUCGGAUUAGGACGAGGAUUCGGCGGUGGCUUCGGUCGUGGAUAUGGCGGAUACGGUAAUUAGUCACUUCGUUUCUAGGUGUAUAAAGAUCAUUUCUGGAGUAAUAAUCUGAGCAGGUCAUUUUGUUAACAUGUGACAUUUCUUGAAAUAAUGUAGUGUCCUCUUUAACUAAGUAUAAGUUUGUUUAACUUUCAGG
Penaeus monodon (black tiger shrimp) is the source of this 466-nucleotide messenger RNA. Its product is annotated as neuropeptide-like protein 31. The transcript has 2 exons. The coding region runs from base 70 to 333 and encodes 87 amino acids. The record is from RefSeq and is a predicted model, not a curated record. Lineage: Eukaryota; Metazoa; Arthropoda; Malacostraca; Decapoda; Penaeidae.